Molecule: messenger RNA, 2190 nt
Organism: Penicillium odoratum
Lineage: Eukaryota; Fungi; Ascomycota; Eurotiomycetes; Eurotiales; Aspergillaceae
Product: putative actin polymerization protein Bzz1
Exons: 6
Coding region: 1-2190 (729 amino acids)
Biological process (GO): regulation of actin filament polymerization
Molecular function (GO): protein binding
Source: RefSeq, a predicted model, not a curated record
AUGGCGGCAGCAGACGUGGCUCCCCAGUUUGGAGCGCAACUAAAGGACUCGUUCAAACCAGUGAAUGCUUGGGUUUCUAAUGGCAUAACAUGGCUGGACGAAAUCCAACAAUUCUACCGCGAACGCAGCGCUAUCGAAAAAGAAUAUGCAGCCCGACUUUCAGCUCUAUGCAAAAAAUACCAGGAUCGCAAAGCAAAGAAGAUCAGCCCGUUGAGUGUCGGUGACACUCCGACUAUGACUCCGGGUUCCCUCGAAUGUGCAUCCCUUACAACAUGGUCCACUCAAUUGAGCACGGUCGAGGCGCAUGCGGCGGAGCGCGACAAAUUUGGAAAUGAGUUGAUCACUCAGAUCGCCGACCCGUUGAAGCAAGGGGCCGUGCAGUAUGAGGAAAUUCGCAAAUGCCAUGCGGAUUACCAUAGUAAGCUUGAAAAAGAGCGAGAUGCCUCAUAUGGGGAACUGAAAAAGGCCAAGGGAAAAUAUGAUGGCGCUUGUCAGGAGGUUGAGUCGCGGCGCAAGAAGAUGGACUCCUCAUUCGAUCAUUCCAAGGCUAAGGCGCAGAGCGCAUUCCAGCAACAAUUAGCGGAGAUGAACAACUACAAGAACCUGUACCUACUCAGCAUCAAUGUCACGAACAAGUUGAAGGAGAAGUUCUUCCACGAAUAUGUGCCUGAGGUUAUUGAUGGCCUGCAAGACCUCAACGAGACCCGAGUGAUAAGGUUGAAUGCUCUUUGGACGCUCGCCACACAACUGGAACAAGCAUCCCUUACAAACAGUGUCAAUAAUACUGCCAAUCUUCUCAACGAGAUCCCCCGCAAUGACCCCCGACUGGACUCAAUGAUGUUCCUUCAGCACAACGCCAUUCAGACCCAAGAACCUGCCAAUAUGGGCUUUGAGCCGAGUCCCAUUUGGUCCGAUGAUGCGUCUAUCAUCACUGACGACGCCGCUAAAGUGUUCCUGCGCAACCUGCUGGGCCAAAGCAAAGCGCAAGUACGUGAGUUACGUGUGGAGUCGGAUCGAAAGAGACGCGAGGUUGAGGGCUGUAAAAAGAUCCGGGAUAGUAUUCGGCAAGGCAAAGACAAGCGUAAUGAGCUUGAUAUUGUUCGGAACAUAUUUCAGUGGCAGGAAAGCCUGCAUGAGGUGGACCGCAAGUGGCUGACGGCCGAGGUUGAAACAUCCACCAUUAUCGCUGUGGUAGGAGACUUGUCUGUAGGAGCACAGAACCAUAACUUCCGAUCGCAAACAUUCAAAAUCCCUACAAACUGUGAUUACUGUGGUGAUCGCAUCUGGGGUUUAUCUGCCAAGGGCUUCGACUGUCAGGACUGUGGCUACACAUGCCACAGCAAGUGCCAAAUGAAGGUGCCGGCCGAGUGCCCCGGCGAACAAUCGAAGGAGGAAAAGAAGAAGCUCAAAGCCGCUCGACAAGAACAAGCAGGUUCAGGGCCUACUAUCGAUCUUGAAUCCUCCGCGGCCUCGACAACAGCGCCAUCCCUUACUCGCCAGAAUACUAUGAACUCCCUUAGUUCCGGGUAUGCAGCCAGUGGAGCCCGUUCGCUGUCUAAUGUGGCCACCCAACCCACCCCCGAAGACCCGGCCGAUGAAACUCCCUCGCCUGUUGCUGAGACCAAGCCAAACGCCGGAAGGAAGCACCGGAUUAUGGCACCGCCUCCCAUGGCAUAUGCCACCGCACCAUCCCCUGAACCUACAACCAAACCAAGAGGCAAGAUGCUAUAUUCUUACGAAGCCACUGGUCCCGACGAGGUGACUGUACAGGAUGGAGAUAAUGUGACAAUUGUUGAAGCUGAUGAUGGAUCUGGCUGGCUCCGUGUCAGCGUAGGCGGUCAAGAUGGUCUUGUCCCAGCGUCAUACGUCGAUGCGGCACCAACGCCUUCACCAGCCCCAUCGGCUAGCCCCGGGCUGCCCGAACGACCGGGGUCUGUCUACUCGAACUCCUCUGCCUCCUUGGCAGCUCCCAAACGGGUGGGUCCGGCGGUGGCGCCACGCAGGGGUGCCAAGAAACUCCAAUAUGUGGAGGCGCUGUACGACUAUGAAGCUCGCAGCGAUAUGGAGUGGAACAUGACCGAGGGUGAUAGAUUUGUCCUGGUUAAUCGCGACGGCGGUGAUGGAUGGGCGGAUGUGGAGCGCGGUGGAGUCACAAAGAGUGUACCAGCGAACUAUAUCCAGGAGGUGUAG